UUGACUGUGGGACGCUGGAGGAGACACGUCUGUUGGACCGGACUCUCCCGACACACUUGCUCUCACUCAUCCACCAUCAUUAACUACAACACCUCCACGUGUGGGGGACUUGCUCUGCACCACAUCCAAGGAACGCUUUCACCGCCAUAACGCAUUUCUACUAGAGAUACAUUUAUACUCAAUUUCUGACGAAUUUGUAGUAGUCGCCACUCGCUAACUAUUCAAGUGAGAACAAGCGGUUGCAGGAUGAGCUGUCCAUAUGCCAGGGAAAAUGGGUUGGACGUGUCUCAGGAGGGGAGGAAUCUGGCGGAGGAGUUCGGCGGCAUCACCUACACAUCCUACCUCAAGCUUCACCAACUCCUCAGUGCUCAAAGCUGCAAGUCAACGGUCCACGAUGAACACCUCUUCAUAGUCAUUCAUCAAGCAUACGAGCUAUGGUUCAAGCAAAUCAUUUUCGAGAUAGACUCUGUGCGGGAGAUCUUCAGUCAGGAGGAAGUGGAUGAACACAAGAUGCUCGAAAUUGUCAAGCGCAUGCAGAGGGUCACACUCAUACUCAAGCUGUGUGUGGACCAGUUUCUCAUCUUGGAGACGAUGACGCCUCUUGAUUUCAUGGAGUUCCGGGAUUACCUGUCUCCUGCGUCAGGCUUCCAGAGUUAUCAGUUCAGACUCCUUGAGAACAAACUUGGAGUCAAAGGGGAACUGAGAGUGCGCUACAACCAAGAAAACUACACAAAAGUGUUCGGUGAUGAACCAGAAAUUUACAAAGCAAUAAAGGCAUCAGAGGAUGAGCCAUCCCUGCAGAACCUGGUAAACCGAUGGCUAGAACGUACGCCAGGCCUGGAAGAGAAAGGUUUUAACUUCUGGAAAAAGUACAAAAUGGUGGUAGAUACAAUUCUUGAAGAACAACAACAAGAGGCAAAGGCUGAGGAGAAUGAGGCCCUAAAAUCAUACUUGACGGCACAACAUAAGAAACGUCAAGAGCUGUUUGAGAGCAUUUUUGAUGUCAGGGCUCACAAUGCCCUAAUGGCCCGUGGGGAGAGACGCCUUAGCCACAAAGGUCUUCAGGGAGCCCUCAUGAUUUCCUUCUAUCGAGAAGAACCUCGCUUCAAUCAGCCCCACCAGCUUCUUACAUUACUCAUGGAUGUUGACUCUUUAAUGACUAAGUGGAGGUACAAUCAUGUAAUGCUCGUGCAGCGAAUGAUUGGCUCGCAGCUGAUUGGCACUGGAGGUUCUUCAGGAUAUCAGUAUCUGCGCUCAACACUAAGUGAUCGAUACAAAGUGUUCCUCGACUUGUUCAACUUGAGCACUUUCCUUCUCCCACGUAACUCUGUCCCUCCACUGACUCGUCAGAUGAAGUCUCGACUGAGCAUUAGGGAUGACACAGAACAAGCUAAAGUAGUAAAGAAGGAGCACGCUAGAGAAUCCUUCAAAGUAACUCCAACUUCUUCACCUUCGGCCUUUGUAUCUUCGGAUUCCCCGUGUCCUCUUGAGAAUGGAGAGGAGAAAGUCUUUUCAGACAGUGACCUUGACAAAAGUUUGGAGAAUAGUAUGGAAAGAUCAUGUGAAGCUUCAAUGUAAGGAAUGAUAUCAAAUGGCUUGUGAAUAAUUUUAUAUAGCUAGUGUUUUAUACAGUACAGUACUUUAUUUUUAUUGAUAGCCAUUUUUUGCAGGAUUAAAGUACACUAUUGAAUAGCUAUUCUGGAAGAAAAAGUCUGACAAUGUUGGCAUGGUACAAAUGUCCUUUUCUUUCAAGUUUAAACCCCCCCCCCCCCCCUAGUAGGUUUUUAUGACUGCAGAGUGAUUUUUCUGGUUUAUGAACAUGGUCAAGUGGUCAAUGGCAUUAUAGAUGCUUUACCUGUCUAUAUGUUGAACUAUUUACCUGUUGGUCAUUCUCAAGAGGGUGGUGGCAGGGAGAGUGACCCCUGGCUUUUGGAAAGUCUUACCAAAAGUUCCUCUAUUUUUCCUGAUGAGUCUUGCCAGGUGGAAAAUUAAUUUAAUUUUUUUUUCUUUUACUAUCUGAAAUGUAUUUACCUUUUUGUAUUUUAGAUGAAUAUUUUAGGAAACUUUAUUGAUCCUUAAAUAAGUAGAUAUUAAUUUUGUAUUGAUAAUGGUCUUCUGUACAUUUAUAAUUACGGUAAGAAAAUAUGUGGCACAUGUACAGUAAAAGUAUUAUAGUUAAUGCUCUACUGUACUUGCAAACGUACGUACAGUACAGGAAUGUCAAACUAAGCACUUAAAAAAUCUGCUAAACAGAAAAUUAUAUUGGCCUGUAUUGGGACACGAGUUUAUUGGUGUAUUAAAAUAGAUGAUUGAUUUUGCAAAGCAACAAAUUUCUUAAAAGCAGCUUUCAUGCUGAAUCGGUGAUUAACAGUUCCUGUUAUUUGUGGUGGUGUGGUUUAGCAAGCCCAUAGUCAUGAGUCACGCUUCAUUUUCAUUGUGGCCUUGUAAGUGUGUGGGCAUCAGACACCCCCUCUGCCCUGGAAGAUGCUUGUACCAGCCAGUUAUUAGUUUCAUGGACCCUUUAUGUGGUAUUCAUUUGUUCAAUCUAGUUUACUUUAUUGCAUAUUUAAAAAAAUCUAGUUUACUUUAUUGCAUAUUUAAAAAAAUCUAGUUGAAAUUUUUUUUUUUGCAAUUAAUCUGUUUUACAGUUAAAAUAUUUUAAAAUCCCAUAUCACUGAUUUUUUAAAUGUUAUUUUAUACAUAAAUUUGUUUCAUU
This is a messenger RNA of Procambarus clarkii (red swamp crayfish), 2716 nucleotides long. RefSeq names its product Tryptophan 2,3-dioxygenase vermilion (gene v). Gene Ontology annotation, molecular function: L-tryptophan 2,3-dioxygenase activity; metal ion binding; heme binding. The record is from RefSeq and is a predicted model, not a curated record. Lineage: Eukaryota; Metazoa; Arthropoda; Malacostraca; Decapoda; Cambaridae.